CGAUCGUUGUGCCUUAUGUCAGAGUCAGCCUUUUGUCAGUGACUUACUCUUACUGAACUAAGAUGACCAACAGUAGUUACGCUUACGUGUAAAAAUAUUAGUUCCACUAGCGCAAGCCUUUGUCUAUCCCCUAUGGCAUUACCAACUCCAGCUUUCUCCUGAAGAUUGAAGAUAUGAACAGGAUGUUGUGGGAGAUAAGUAAUGAUGUCGUUGCAGAUAGUCUCUUGCGUGACGAGUACUAGCUGAUGUACGUGAGAGUCAAUUACUUGAUGCCUUUUUUUUUCAUCUUCUCGAACAUUGAAAUUUGUUAAGACAACGUCACGUACAACUGGUAGACAAGGAUGGUGUCACUCCCGGGCCCUGAGAUCGCGCGGGCCUACACUGUGCUGGGGGUACAGCGCGAUGCGAGUCCGAACACGGUGCGGCGAUACUACCAUAAGAGGUGUCUGGCGCUUCACCCAGACAAAGCUCCCAAAGACGAUGCUUCGCAGAAUGAAGCAAAGCAACGCUUUCAGGAAUUGCAGGAGAGCUACAACAAAAUCAGUACUGAGCUCACCAAUGCCAAGUUACGUGGGGCGGCAACGGGCGCUGCACCGGGUGGAGCAUCAGCAGCAGGACCACGCUUCAACUCGUAUAACUUCGGUGCACCAGGGUCAUUCGCUCACAGCGCAGCGGCGUUUCACCAACAGGCGGGGUAUGGCCCAAGUGCAUCCACAGCCAGCGCAGGGGCAAGUGGCCCUUACGGGUUUAACCAGUACCACCAGCCCAAUGCGAAUGUUCCACCCCCUUCCUCUGCGUACAUGAACCCUGAUUAUCGCGACCCUUUCGCGAACACAAGUUGGACAGCUGGCGCAUCAAAUACUAACGACACACGACAACCAGCUGGAUCAACUUCCUACUCUUCAAGGUCGACCUCUGCUUCCACCAACAACAACUUGGACGAAAGCGAUGCAAAGCUCGGCCCAAUGGGCGCAAGAGGCCUUGGCCGGUAUUCUAUCUACAAAAACAAAUUGGUGUGAAGUCAUAAUCAUUCAAUCGGAGUUGCACUUCAAAGAGGGGCGUCAGCUACGACCCAGGAACAAAAACAUAUCAUUCCUCUAGGUUUGCUACCUUUGCAUGAGCAAGUACGUGGUCGUAUUUCGCGUAUUGACAAAGUUUCGACGUCUAUUUCUGUCUAGUAGUCCUUUCUUGAUAAUCUCUAGCUUGACAUGAGCAUGAUUCUACCUAUUCCUCAGGUGGGGCCAGACAAAAGCAGCCUCAUCCAGCACAAACGGGGCUGCCUCAUCUUCCUCGAGACCAAAUCACCCGCAAGCAGCUUCUACUUCAUCUUCCUCGUCAACCUCCUACCCCCAGCGACAACAACAGACUACCCACCAACAAGCGGAGAGGACGCCUGCCGCUACCGACCGGACGAACGGAACUGGGAUCCCUAGUUUUCAAUAUCGCGAUACUAGCAAUUUGCGCGAAGAGUUCAUCAGGCCUGGGCCGCGCAACGAAGCAGAGGAAAACGACCAACUCGAGGAAGAUCACCGUCGUUACCAGCAACAACUAAAUCGCAGGGACCGUGAACUGGCGAAAAUGAAGGAGAGGGAAAAAAUGCGGAAGGACAAGGAAAAAAUCCGGAAGGAUAUGCGAGCACGGGAUAUGAUAGUACGCCUUGUGCGUUCACGGGCAGCUUUGAAUGGCGCGAAGUUUGCUUAUGACCAAAGAACCGAAUUUGAGUUUUCCAGCCUCAAUUGGGCCGUGUCAGUAGUUGUUGAUAAACAACCUGAACCUUCAUGUUUAGUACUUUCAGUUCGGCACCACAACUUUCCAUCCUAUUGUAUGUGGCCACUUUUCGAUUCCUGGAAUACAAUACUGUCGGACCUUGUCACUUUGCUGGUCAAAAAUCGCUUCAAUGUUCCGGCAGUAGCAUUGGAAGGAACCCGAGAAGUGGGAUCCCAUUUUUUGCGGAUUCUACUCGUGUUGCGGUGUUUCCAAUUUUUUGCUUUUGUCGGCUCAGGUCUUUCCUGAUGCUGAGCACGAAAGAGCCUAGCUGCUCGGGGCGUAAUAAUUGUUACGCCCCGCUGGUCUGUGAUUUUUUAGUGCAGCAAAUUUGUCGGCGUGUAAUAAUUAUUACGCCCUGCAGUUAUAGGAAUCCUGGCAACGAUUCCGACAGUAGCAAACCGACAGAAUUGAAAAGUGGCCACAUACACCUAUUUUUCAACUCAAGAACACUCAAUUGAACUAGAAAUAAGUUUGCACGUCUCAUCCAAGAAGGAGUGAUGUCAUCAACAUACUCAGGAUCAUUAAUAGCUCUUGCUUCCUUGUUACUUGAACUUCUGGCUUUGCUUCCCUCCUACUUCUUUGGGUUUCUUAACUGUGGUCGACCGUUUGUAUUUCGGAACUAUUCCACGUCCACCCUUGCCAUGCCGAAGCCUAUCCAUCUUCCCUGUUCCACUUUCAUAGUCUGCUGAUUCCGACGGAUUUUUCGCAGUCAGAUGCUAUGGUGAUUCCUCCGGAGACGAAAAAUGCGCACAAACCGCAAUACACCAGGCAACUCGCAAGGAACAAUAUGCGUGUGUCCAACGUGCAUUUCUUUGCGACUCCAAGCAAAAACGACGAGUCAAAGCUCCUCAUCGAAGACAGGUCAUCGAACGGUACCAUGAUAAACGGCACACGGAUUCCCGGAAGGAGCAUGAAAAUGGGAAAGGCUGAGCAUGGCGACACGGUCACCGUCGGUAAAAAUCUUCAUUCUUGCACAUUGUUGGAGGUGUUAUUUUUAAGAGUAAGUAGCUCUAGUAGACGAGCAAAGAAUUAUAGUAGAUUAGGAUUGGCGAACCUGUUGAAUAUGAAUCAUAGACCCUUGAUUCUUAAUUGGGUUGUUGUGAGGUUGAACGUUCAUUACGCAUCUGCUGGGUCAAGCCUUCCUUCGACCUGUUGGCACACGGAACAACACAAUUUCAGGUGCCGCCAAGCCAAACAUCGAUCUGGUCGUGGAUUACGAUCCCCAUGGAAAGAAAUUUGACACGGCUGACGCGAUGACUCUUUUCACUGGAUUGGAGAAGAUGGAGAUCACUCGUGAAUUCCUAGCACGAUCAGGGUUGGCGCGCGAGAUACGCAUGUGGCUACAUUGCCCCCCGAUAACAAAGGGUAAGUUUCCAGAGGUCCAGCGAAGAGCGGACCACAUAUUCAAAACCUGGCGAGAAAAGUGUGCUGGAACCGCGUCCUCGUCAAGAGCUCCCGCACCCGCAAAAGAAAAUGAGGUCGUCAACGUCGAGGACAGUGAGGACGAAGAUGAAUAAAAGUCCCGGAUUUUCGAUGCAGCAGCAAUUGAAUGUUGUUGAAGACAGAUUCACGACGUUCUCAACGAAGUGCGGACUGGGAGGCUCUUUUUUUAGAGCGGAGCUUAGGCAGUAAAAAGAAGUUGAUCCUUGUUGCAAGAAAGAACUGCUCUAGCGCUCCCCUUACAGUGAACCGCUGGCGUACUUUUCAUCAUGAUCUACCUCGAGGACGCUGGAAGGUACACCACGGCGACGGAGCUUGAGGUUGAUGACAUAGAUUUAGAUAUUGAUAGUGCCCCUUACUUUAUCAGUAAUCCUGAAAAUAAUAGUUUGCAGUUCUUUCCGCCCGCUUCUGCUUAGCCAUUUUUGACGAUUUUCCUCCUCCUUGCAAGUGCAGCGCAGUAUGACCACACGCAUAAAUACUGUCCCAAAAGAAGAAGGCCACUUCCCCUACAGCAAGCCCCAGCUCGAAGCGAUCGAUCCACCACUCCGGGGCUAGUACUACUGCAAAAGCAUUGCUGGUCUUCUCGUUCUCGACCAAAAAAGCGCCGUUUGCAACAGUUGAUAGAUUGACAACAGAACUCUGUAGGAUGCUAAGUUAUCAAUAGAUGCAAGAAAAAGAUCAAUGGCCUUCAUCAAUGAGCAUUACAAAAGACGCCGUGGUCAUUUAGAAACAGUAC
Messenger RNA from Amoebophrya sp. A25, 3943 nucleotides. The record is from the annotation of a GenBank genome assembly. Lineage: Eukaryota; Dinophyceae; Syndiniales; Amoebophryaceae.